CAAAUAUAUAUACCCAAAUAUAUAUACAACGGGAUACUUCAAGCUUGGAUGGGGGUAUAGCAUUGCUUGAGAAAAUUCAGAGAGACAGUUACGUUGAUGACAUCAAAACUUGAUAUCAACUCCAAUUCUAAUCAGGGGAAUUCUUCGAUAAGGAAAAAGAGGACCGAUAGAUCUAGUGACGAUGGUUGCUUGCGUGAGAAUAAGAAGAUCAAGCUUGAUUCUUUGUUGCAGGGCUUGAGCUUGGGUGAUGACGAUCAGAAUGAGAAGCGUGAAAAGACCAGUGAAAAGACCAGUGAAAAGACCAGUGAAAAGACCAGUGAAACGACCGGUGAAAAGACCAGUGAAAAGACUAGUCUAUUGACAAAAGAAAAGGCAGAAAAUGAAACAGAAAGAGCCUGUGUUGAUACGGAGGACGAAAACGAAUUUGAUAUACCCACCACCCACUCGUUCAUAAGGAGAAAGUCGUCGCCCAAACCUCCGAGUGAUUCACCAUCAUAUAGUGUAAAUCCAUCACUAAAACUUAACAAGUAUAGUGUAUUCAAGCCGUCUAGCUCUUCGACUCCAGGAAGUGGCUCUAAUUCUAUCGACUCUUAUAUAACAGAUCGGUUGAUGGAGCAUUUCCAGAAUAUCAUUCAGCUGGGAAAUACAUUGAUUCAUUGGUACAGGCCGUUUUCCUUGAUAGUAUAUCGUUUCCAAAAAUGGACGUUAAGGUUAUUCAACCGGUUUUUAAGAAAAUAUUAUGCAUUACAAAAUAAUAAUAAUAUUGGCUAUAAGAAAUUCCGACCAUUCAAAUUCUAUUAUAAAAUAAUGAAUUUGAUCGAUUCAAAAGAGAUCAAUUUCACUUAUCAAGACUUAAUCAAUAUAUUAGAUCAAGAAACAAAAUUGGAACUAGAAAUAAUCAAAAAGAAGAGAAUAUCAAGGGAGGAAUCAAAUAGAAAUUCGGAUAAUGAAUACUCUGAUAUUAAUAUUCAAGAAUUAAAGUAUAAUUACUGGGAUAGACUACCAGGACUUAGCAAAGAUCUAGAAAUGAGUGAAUCAAGUAUGGCAGACAAUGAAAAUGUUAAACUUUUUGAACUACAUGACAAUACCCUGUAUAAUAGUAAUGAUUAUGAUUAUGACGACAUGGAUAUGGAUAUGGAUAACGAUCUAGAAACGGCUGCAAAUCUGAUUGCAGGUCUGAUCGAAUCCAAUUACGGCCUGUAUUAUUACGACUAUCGAGACGCAACCAAUCAAGGUUUUCAGAAUAAUAUAGUAGCAGAUAUUAAUAUAUAACUUGCCU
Messenger RNA from Hyphopichia burtonii NRRL Y-1933, 1279 nucleotides. RefSeq lists its product as uncharacterized. NCBI's taxonomy places the organism in Eukaryota, Fungi, Ascomycota, Pichiomycetes, Serinales, Debaryomycetaceae. The coding region runs from base 97 to 1272 and encodes 391 amino acids. The record is from RefSeq and is a predicted model, not a curated record. The transcript has a single exon.